Molecule: messenger RNA, 10669 nt
Organism: Amoebophrya sp. A120
Lineage: Eukaryota; Dinophyceae; Syndiniales; Amoebophryaceae
Source: the annotation of a GenBank genome assembly
GGCUUCGUGCCAAGAUGUGAAACCCCUUGCUUUCUUUAAUGGCUCCACAUUGACGUAAGUAGAUAUUUCAAAAGUCGAGCGCGAAUAUUUUUUAUGCACAUAUCCUCCACAUGCACAUUCAUCGUUUUGGUUUUUAAAUUUUUGCGUUUUUUCAAUUUUGGUUUUCAUUUUUUUGUACACUAGGUCGCUUCAAAGCUGCUCUUCACAAAUUACAUCGAGCCGUUUGUCUUUUUUUUCCCUUGCGCCUGCGUGCGUCUUUUUGUUUUGCAUUUUUUGAAAUUUUAUUUCCAUAUAUAAUUUUGUUUCUUGUACUUCUACUUGUGUAAGUUCUCGCCAUGCCGGUUUUCUCCGCGAGACGAGCGGGGGGACAGCAGGUUCAACAGAUCGCCCCCCUCGCUGCGGUCUACGACCCGGUCCAGCAGCGCGGCGGCCACGUGCCUAACCAGAUCGCGCAGAAGAACACGCACGCUGAAAUCAAAGGCGCAAGUGAAACAACACCAGGAGCAGGAGCCUUCCGUGCCUGCUUUAAGGAAAGCGAAAGAUUUUUCGUUCCACAUCGCGGAGUUGUGGAGCAAGAAACACAGCUGCUUGCUGCAGAAGGUUCUUACCUAGUAUUCGGAUCGAGUGGGCCGUUCUUUCAGCAAGAACAUGAUGAACUACCAGAAGAUCAUCUUCUGCAUCAUGAUCCUGCCGACGUCAAUAAAACCCGGCGCCGACCGACGGCGCUGCAGCAACAAUUCAUCCACUGGUUGUUCAUUUCGCUCCUACUCCUCGUCCUGUCUCCUACACUCCUGGCGGACCGGCACAUUACCGCUUUCGCCGUAGAAGUGUCCCAAGACGCGGUAGAGGACCUGAACGUCGACCACUCGUCCCCCGACGCUGGUGCAGAGAGCACCUCCUCGCCCGUGGUCAGUUCUACUUCGAGCAGCGCUUCCUCUACUUUGUCCACAAAUGUUGAUCGCGUGUCCUCUGAGCAGUCGGGCAGCGUGGAUGAGGGGGACCUGCACCGUGCAAUCAAUCAGCGACCAAAAAAAAUGAAGCGGGCAAACCUUCGCGGGGCAGUCGCCCGGCAGCAGCUGCUGGCGGUUGAUCGAGAUGAAGAACUGUCGCUCGACUAUCCACCUGAACAGCAAGCUUGUCGCACGAGAGCGCGUUGAUUAUCUAUGCAUGCAAUUACUACUUAAACACAAUCAAAAUCAAAAUGAUUUGAGAAAGCACCAUCAGCAUGAGUAGGCAGAAGCUUACUCAUUUUCAUCCCCAUUUUGUUGUUGAUGGUUAAUAUCAUCUUCACAUAGGUAAUAUUCAUUGAUUUCCAUUUGAAGGUGUUCAUGAUCAUGCGUGCGCAUGCGCGUGCGGUUUUGCAAUGCAUAAUUACUCUUCUAUCUCAAAUCCGUCCUCUGAACCCUCCCGGCGGGACGCACGGCCUCCGCACAGCUGGCUCACCGCCUUCUCUUCGUUUCUGGAAACACUGCGAGCCGACUAUUUUCAAGGAGGAGGUAUUAAACCACCGCGGCAGAAAAGCGGCGCCGAGAUCAAUCCUGCGACCACUAGUCAUCUACUUGGGGAUACUACCAUGUUGACCAGAGCAGGUGGGGGACGAACGAGCACCACUGGAUUCUUGCAACGAGAUGAGCAAGACCAACCACAGCUCUCCCAAACUGAUGAAUUUGCAUCGCAAGGAGCGGACGCACUUGCCUCCUCAGGCUCUCAAGACGGACACGGUGGAGUUACUACUGCUGUGCAGACUGGGCUGGCCGACGGGGAAGAUGACGGUUCCGCUGCCAGUGUAUCAUUGAACGGCAAGAAUGCAGCCCAUCAUGAUUUUGGUGGCGACGAAGGAGCAUCGAUGGUACACGAUGAAAAUAAAGUAGUACUUCACCGUCAUCAAGGUGCCCAUAAUUCGUGGAACCUCGCACCCAUUGCGGUACCUCUAUCCUGCGUGAACGUUGUAUCGAUGUAGCGCUACACGUACGUAUGAUGUAUAUAUGAGCAUGAUCUAUGGUCACGGCCAUAGUAUGGCCUACUGUAGUGGAAGAUUCGAAUCAGGAGCUUCGCGUUUGCUGUUUGGCUACUUUUGAGCUCCUUGAGCCUGACACGGCUCGUCCCCAUGGUAUUCUUGGUAGUGCUACUGCUCUGCUGAGUUAAUGAUGGUAAGGCAAGGCGAAGGCGACGAACACGCCUGCUGCAGGUGGUCUUGUACUUCUCAAUGGGGACGUUGUACUCACGCAUAGGCAUAUUAUCACAUGGACAUGGGGCCGUAAGUACUGAAUCUGAAGCUUGUGGUGCGUAAUUUCAUAACGUGUAAGUAGGUACCCGUACAACUAGCCGUACGCGAUACAACUCAUUUUUUAUUCCUGCAUACUUCACACGCCCCCUGCCCCAGUUCCACUCGGCUCUGGGUCACGCGUAUCAUUCGUGAAAGGUGUCCUCACCGUUCGUCGGCAGGAAGUGAAAGCACUGUGCAACAUGAACAUUGAUUUAUAGGCCUUGUAGUACAACAAGGAGCGUGUUUUUCAAGCUCCCCGCUCCCAUUCACAAAAGACGGAAUCCGCGGUACAGAAUCUGCGGUUCUUCUAGCGCACCACUCUGUGCGUGCAUAUCCGCGUUCUUGCAUAUUGAGCAGACACUAAUCCAAAAAGAAUAUUCAUAUUGUUCAGACACUAUCCUGUGUCGCUAGAAAAAAGGACGUGUUGCACUCGCUUCUUGUCUCGGGGGGGAGUGAAGACAAAUUUCCAAGUCGAUAGUUACUUGCCAGCUUCGUUCCUGUAUCACGCGCAACACCUGAGCACCCCUAUCGAUUUCUGCGCUCGACCGUAGAUGUAGCUCAUCCGUGGAGGUACCUUAUUUAGCUACAUCAAACAAGCUACAUCACCGGGUGCAGCUUCUUCUACUACCCGCUUGCAGCUAUUUGAGGUGAGAUAAAAAUAUCUUCACCAUAACUAUCGAAACAAACUCUCUUCGUUUCACCCGUUAUGGUAAAUGCAUAUACACACGAGCUAGAGCUACGUAUUUUACCACGGCUGCGCAUUGAGCUAGAUCUACGCAAAUUCGGAAAUCAUGGGAGAGGGGUGCGUGCUUCUGCUUCAUAUUAGUGAUAUCAGAAAUACAAAAAAAGAAGGCGACGUCGUCGGCACACUGUCGGGGAUGCUUCACAACAUCGAGGGGGGCUUUGCGACUUUUUGGGCAGAAAUUGUAUCGUACAAAACCCUACCUGCUAGUACUCGUAGCAUGUAAAUGUACAAUGAGGUCUUCAUGAGACGCUGAGUCAGAUUUUUCAUGAGUUUUUGUGCGUGCCAACAUCAAGGUGGACGACCUGGACACUCGUAUUUUGUGUACCAGUCCUAGUUCUUCAACAUUACAUGGGCAUACCAACCUGUCAUGAAAGUGAUGACCUCGACGACAUCAAGAAGACAAGCCGCCUUCUACUUUCGAACUAAUUGGAAAGCAAAGACAAAUGAAGAAGUGAUGAAGCAGGCGACAUAGCCACGCCAUCAAUGCAGAAGUACACAGGCACAGCGCGUUUAUUUGGUCAUUUUUAGAAUCCUUGUUUGCUGAAAAAGGCCUCGCCGCGCUACUAGCAGGUCGCUUUCUCUACGAUUUCGUUUGGAGGAUGUGCACAAACCCGCGGCCAGCUUGAUCAGCAAAACCUUGGGCGAGCUCCUCGACCUAGAAGGUCAAAAGCAGAAGGUCGAAAACUUUUUGGAGCUCACAAAGACGGACAUGUUCAAUUAUUUCAGUGAGCUGAUGGCGUCCGCCGUCGACAGUGCGGUCAACCUGGUACCUGGUUUGUCAACGGUUUUGGUGCCGUAUGAGAGUGCACAACUCCAGCUCCCCCACCUCAUUUGUAUAGCAUGAACAGCAAUACAAACACCAACACACGUGGAGCCUACGCAUAACAAAUUACCUAGUAUAGUGCUGUUUGGGCUUCCGCUUCCUGAAUUUUUCAUGCAAACACUGCUACAAGACAGCGCAGCGACUGGAUUACUUGCGAUUUCGCAUGACAAACGAGGGGGACGAGGGGCGGGUUGUGCACUGUUACAUGCCGCUGUUUAUGAAGCUGCUGAACGAACUCCUGGAGAAGAAAUUCAAGGAUACUUUGAAAGCAAAAUUUCAAGAAAUACAAAAGGCUCUGCUCAGCACGGUCAUCCAGCAUACGCUCCCGGUGAUUUUCAGCUUACUAGCUACAGAACUGCCCAAAAAAAUCGCAGCGGAAGUGAAAGACGCUGCGGAUGAAUUUGUCCACGGUGUGGAAGACAAGGCAAAGGACCUUUUUCGCGAGAGUGAGACUUUUUCUUUUCUCAAAGAUAUGUUCGAGCUGCACCACGAGCCGCAAGCUGAACCUCCGGACGACGCCCACAGCGACGAAUUCGAUAAACAGGAGCAUCAUGACGCGUUCGAGGAGAAGCUCAGAAACCAAAACCUUGGUGACGAUGCUGAGGAUAUGGUACUUGAAGUUAUCCGCAGCGAGCAUGAUGGAGAGCUUCAAGUUACCGACGUAGCUUUCGUAGACGGCGGCCCAGGGGGCGAAUCGGCGGAGCGAGCAGCACUGGCACAGAAGUUGAAGAGAUCGAAAGCGAUGAAAAUUUCAGAUGAAAUAAAGGGGAAGGAGCGGCAUUUCCUUCCCCAUUUUUCAAAUAGAGGUCUCCUGACGGGAGUGAAGAAAAUCGCGAAGCACGCUGUGGCAGGAGCAGUAGAGGGAAUGGGAAACAUCGCCGGUAGCGUGAAGCACGCCGCGAGUAAAAUUGCAAAGGAAGGAAUUGUAGUCAUUCGCAGCGGGUUGAACGUUCUGCGAGACUUCAGGCGCAAGAUGUUUUAUGGAAAGGACCAAAACAGCAACAGCCAACUUUUCGCCCCGGGUCGCUCUGUCUGGUUUCGCCUUGUCAUUUUGAAGAACCACCCCGCAACUUUCGUUAUCGUCAAGAUAUUUGAAAGAAACUUGCAUCUUCGUGUCUACGUCUCUUUCUUGCUUCAGGAAGAUCAUUUUCCGCUCAUAAAUGCAGUAACGUUAAUGGUAUGUAUGCAUUACGGCAAGGCAUCUACACAGCUAUUUGUAGACAGAUCCCCUUUUUAUUGCUUCUCAUGCCAUUUAGGCACUCAACAGGGCUGCGCUUUUUAAUGAUAUCAAGGGAAAGUCUCGCGAGGUUGCUGCAGAGCUUGUUCGCUCGUCGAUUCACCGUGGAGGUGUGCAAUGCUGCCCGCAUCAUCUCUAUGUGUGUGCAAGCAGUUUGAAGCAUGUGAGCAUGGUUGGCGAAAAGAUGACCAAGGUGUAAUGUCUGGGGCGAUCAUUGGUUUUGGUGCAGGGUUUUUUGUCUUGCAUAUGCGGACGACGUUCAAAAGCAGCAUUGCCAUGAUCCGAAAAAAGAUUACGGAUGGAACGGUUAACUUGUUCUCGAUGCUGUUUUACCCCACCGCCCUGUUUUGGAUUAGGGAUCUUGUCGGAGAUUCGGUCCGUGCGGCGCUCAGCGUAAACAUGGCUAUGGGAGAAGUCGCAGCGGUCGUGCUUCCGGCGGUUCUCGAUACCGUUUUGCUUGGUGUGGGGUCAGACAAGAAAGUUCAAAAGCUUGUGGAAAACCAAUUUGCGACUGUGUUUCAGAACAUCAUUCCGCAUGUGGUACACGAGCUCCGUGUCGAGUCUUUCAAACACGUGUUUUCGCAUACGACACUGACGCAAUUUAUCGCCGGGCCUUUCGGUCUGAUGAAAAAUUUGGCAGCCAUGGUGGGCGAUCCGCUCGCAAAAGUCACUGCAACGGUCAAUAAGAUGGUGACGAAGCCGAAGCUUGCAGAGCUAGAGCCGUCCGAAGACUUCACGUUUACAACUCACAACGACAAUCAGCCCGAAACCGAACCUGAACCCGUGAGCGAAACAGCGGUGUCCGUGAGCCUUGUCCGAGACCUAGAAGAAAAUGUAGUGAAGAGCGAAAAAGCAGAACGAGAAGUACAAGAAGACGAAGGCAAGAUCAACCCGGCCACACCAGGCGGCGAUUCGUCCGGACAGCCGACAGCUCCAGGUAAAAGAUCGUUACACACGACGUCAUGAGCUCGCUACUCUUUUAAGUUUUCAUUUUUUUAUGCUCGCACAAUGGAAAUUGAAGUGGCACUGGCAGUGCUUUAGACACAUCCUCGCCCCCGACAUACAGCUGCCUUCACUUCUCCAUGUCUCCUCUAUCAAUUUAUGUUCUCGCGGAUUCUUUUGCUGCGCAUUUGGUCUGUAAUUUUCCUAAUGUCUCUCUUUUAGAAUUACAUCGGCCUCCUGGGCUUCGGCCAGCGCAAAAAACAAAAAAGGUCGAUUUCAAGUGCUGUAUCCGGCAAUUGCUCAGGCGCUCUCUCUGUUAGACCCAGAGGGCUUAUCAGGGCAAUUCGUGUGCGGACAUUGCCGUUGCGGUUGUACUAGCCGUAACUACUUGCCUAAUGCUAAUCCUAUAAUUCGUCAUUUAAAUAUUACUGCUGCUCGCCGUGCUUCUGCUUCUGAUUUCCGAGAGACGGAUAAACGAGAUGAGAAGUGGCGAAAUUAAUUUAAGUAAAAAAUGCUAUUGAAAGCCAACUUCUUGACAGGGCCGCAUGAACACCACGAACAAGAUGUCAGCUUUCUGGAAUCGACGGACCAAAACGAAAACGCGUCUGGUUCCCACCUGCUGGAUUGGACGAGAAAUUCGCGUAAUGACAAUGACAGCAGUCGCCGAGGUGCGUAUUUCUUACUACCGAAACACGACGACUCAAGCACCAGUACAGCGAAUGGUCCUCCCCUUGCCCUGUCCUCGAUGGUGCAAACAAGUACACUGGUGCAACAAGGUCGUCACGUAGAUGAAGCCAACGACGGCAAAAAGGCUGGGGCGUCAACAUCAUUCUUUGUGAGGAAGGUGAUAGAAUGUGUCAAAGUAGCAGCACUUGGUCUUCUUGCACUUGUGAGAAAGUCGCCGAAAUUCCUGAAGCACGUACUUUACCCACUGCAAAGGCACCACUCUACAUACAGUCUUGACGUAGUUGCACACGUAAUCAUGCGCCCUCUACUCGUGACGGUGACCACCGUCAUCCGUCGUGGUGGAGUCUUUUUCGGUCUGGGAAGGCUUUUCCAAUAGGCACUGGCCCGCUGGCCCCAUUACUUACAUCGGUUCGAAUUUUUAUGGAUGCUAUUGGUGCGUGUUGGCUUUCUUGCUUUUUCUUUUUAUUCAAUAUGUUCUUUGUUGGAGACAGCGGCAGCGCUCUUCGUUCAGUAUUCAUUGUAUCCGUGCAGCAGGUUCAGGCUCAGUAUCUAGAAGAUGCCUUUGGAGUGCCAGUGCAUAUGCGCGCAGACGGUGUGGCGAAGAGGGUCGCGAGCAUGGCUCAUGACCUUGUAAACAAUUUCGCGUCUUUGCUGGUGGGUUUUCUGCUCUCCAUUUUUUCUUAUGUAAGUACACUGUGGGCUUGUCAACAGGGUCCGCUGGGAGACCGCCGCCGCGCACUUGUAGAAGAGAAGCGCUACCUCAUGCGCUCGUAGAAGUCUUCUCUGCAAUGUAGUUUCUGCAUGAUCUUCUUCAUCAGCAUCUUGGCAAAUGUUCAAUCAUAAAUCAAAAUCAUCUGUACUAGCCACUCUCUCUCCCCUCUACCAGCCCUUUACUGCUUCCUUUCGCCCCGAUCCGUACUCACUCGCAUUGUCUGGUGGAUUGCGCCCGACUCAUCAGUGCACCAAGCAACCGUAAUACUCUUGUUGUCUUUCCCCGCAAUUGGACGAGUUUCAAUUUACGGACUCUGACGAUUUUCGAAAUGAAGAGAUCUCGUUCCUCAUCUUAGAGAAGAUGCCUUACAGUCUGCUCUACGGAUUCGACCCGCGACCGUGUGGCCCUGUUGAUGUAGUCGUGUUUUCAUGGAAUAUCCUUGGAGUUUUGACGCCCGUGCUAAGCGUUGUGCCUGGACUGGGACUAGCUUUUGGUCUCGCGAUGCCUGGCCUCCGGAUGGUCAUGCAAAAUGUUCUCCUGGGGGAUGAUGGCGAGGAUGAUGGAAACGCAAAAGAGAAAGUACAAGGAAGGUGCAAGUUCACGGGAAUGGUCGACAAGGUGUUUAGUAGUACUGUCAGCACCUCCAAAAUGCAUGCUGAAGAAGGGACAACUUCUCCAGUUCCAGGCGAGGAGAAGAACGGAGGGGAGAGCAUGAGCAGCACAUCACAAAUAACUACUUGUACAGGCAGCUCGGUUCUCGAAAAGCUCCUUUUUGACGCCAUGAAGAAUUUUUUUGACGACGAAGUUGUAGGCACAGGCAAAGAUCAUCUUCAAGAAACCUCCGACUCCACACUACAUGAGAAAGAGAAGCCGGUCCGUAGUUUCAGCGAAAUUUUGGGGGUGGGGGAAGGAAAAGGGGAUACAACCCAGUCGAAGUCUUCGCACCUCCAAGGUUUGGUGAAUUACCUUCAGUCUUCCGACGAACCUGCUGCUCCAGCACACGCGCACGAAGAGCAAUCGGGAGAUGCAGCUACUAGCGGCAGUGGUGCAACAACAUCCGCUAGAGCUGCGUUGAACUCGGCGGCUAAAGAGUGGGAGACGAGUGAACAACUGCAAAGCCGGGUACAACUACACUCUUCGCACAUCAGGAGCGACAACGCUGCUACGGACUUUGAUGACGCUGCGUCAGACCACUCGACUGAGGCUCCUUCAGAGAGCGCUGACUCGUUACCAGGUUUCGAGUCAGUUGCUUCCAGUGAAAUGGGUGAGGAUGAUAAAGAUGUAGAUCUAGAUGACCUCCACGAUCAAGAUCAUGAGCCGGGGGCUGAGCAGCAGCACGAAGUUUCGAGUUCUCUGCAAACCUCCAAAGCCUGCCCGGGAUCUGAUGACAGAGCAAGUGCGGUUGCACUUGCGGGUCAAGGUGGAUGCGCGGGUGGAGCACCAGAAACAGCGGCUGCGGGUGGAGGUCAGAUGAUGCCCAGUACCUCUCCUCCUCCUCAAGUUGCCGGCCCGAAGGUCGUGCACGGAAAUUCGGAUCAGGAACAAAAAGGACAACAGCAAGAAGAACAGCAUGUCGGUGUUGCGGCAACGUUCUCUUGGAAGAACUUCAAGCAAAAGGCAGGUCAAGUUGUGGAUGGCAUGAAAAAGAAGAUAGCCGGACAGAUGCACACCCGACAGAAAACCGAUGCGAAAGGCGAAGUGGCGCAAGAGACGACGAAGGCGAGACACGACGAUGGGAGAACUGAGAGUGGCGAGAUUGAUGAACCCCAAAAAGCCGCCGACGCGAAAGCUCUUGAGGACGGAACCGGAAAAGAGAUGGGGACAUCCGACAAAGAUUAUGCAGAAGAAGAAUACCAAACUACCCCAACAAGUACCAACUGCCGCUCCUGGUAGCUUGAUAUGCGUUCAGUAUUAUGAUAUACCGAAUCAUGCGAACGAGGACCUGAUCAGCCUCAUACUCAUUUUUUUGCAUGGUGCUGGUCUGCAAUUUAUUAUUUUAGAACAAGCUGCUCCACCUCUGCAAUGAGAGGUGGAUGAAAGAUGGAAGAGUAUUGCUCUUACUUGCCGUAGUUUGUUCAGACUGAGUUGUAGCGGUAGCAGCGUUUUUUAUUUGUUGUGCGCCUCUUGCCGUGACGACUUUUUCAAAAAAUGCUUCGCUACCACCGACCGGCCGUUGGGGACAGGGGUAAAAAGCGUUUUCACUUGGAGGCUUUUGAAACGGGUGCAGAUACGGGUGCUGGGAUGAUUUCCGGGAAAAUGACAAUUGGGAGCGUUGUGCAGAACAUUGAAAAUACGAUAGCAAAAGCGUCCACAAAUGCCGUCCAAGGGUUGGAAGAUCUGGGUAUGCGGAUUUUGGGCCAGCUAGGAAGGUUCCUGACCCAAGGGCUGUAUGCUGCUUUAGUAGCUCUUGCCAGCCAUGCAAUAUCUCGUCUGUUGGCUACGCGAAAAGUGCCGUGGGUGUAAGAAUCAUAGCGCUCUACUGUGGCUUGACGUGCAUGUAAUCUCAUCUACUUCAUGAAAAUAAAAUCACUGCCAAGCAUGUGCUUCCUGCCCAGCAUGUGCCUCCUGCCCAGAAUGUGCCGGGUCAACAUCCACCCAUGGCUUGCUUCUCAUCAUCUUCCUACCCGAGUAUGGUUACCUUUUCUACCGAUUUAUGCUUUUGCAUGCAGUUCGUAUGCCAAAGCCAAACUUCGACCCCUUCGGGACGAGGAUAGUACAGCUGGGUUGCGCAAAUUUCCUCUUUUCUUCCGAAUGGACUCCUCGGUCUCGCUCUCGACCACAGUCAAAAAAGUAGCGCUAAACAUGCAUUCACAGUUUACGUUUCCAUAAAAAUCGCCGCACUACUGCUAGUUCCCGGGGUACGCGAGACGCCGCUUCCGGCAUUGCUGAGCGGGGUCCUUCCCGCGUUGAUUUGGAGCUUUUUCAAGCUCGAUCAUGUGGAAAACAUGAUUCUGACAGCCGUGGAAGGUCUUGUGACGGCGCACGUAGAGUUUUCGCAGGGCUUCGAACCCAUCGUCACCUACGUUGAGGAGAAUUUUGCACAUUUUGCCAAGGCGGCUGUGGCCGCGAUCCGCAGCCACUUGUUUGGAAACGCGGAAGAUCACGACGAUAUUCCGGAUCAAGAAGCCGGAGCCAAAUCAUCGCUUCAUGAAACGCUGUUGAACAGAGGCAUUCCUUAUGAAAAAGUACCAACUAGCGACCCCAGCAUUCCCCAUCUGCCGCAAAUGGAGAUAAACGCAAAUAUGAAGCACGACUAG